AUGUCAACUGGAAGGGUACGAACGAAGAAAAAGGCAUGUUCUUCAGACCAGUCUCCAGACAACCUUCCUCUGAGGAGUUCUGGAAGACAGGUGAAGAAGAAAGCGGCCGAAGCAGCAGAUGAUGAUGAUGAAGCGUCAGAGAAGAAAUACAGAAAGUGUGAAAAAGCUGGAUGCACUGCGACAUGUCCCGUUUGCUUUGCCAGUGCAGCUGAAAGAUGUGCUAAAAAUGGGUAUACGUCUAGAUGGUAUCAUCUUUCCUGUGGGGAACACUUCUGCAAUGAAUGCUUUGACCACUAUUACCGAAGCCAUAAAGAUGGUUAUGAGAAAUAUACUGCCUGGAAAAGGAUUUGGACAAGUAAUGGUAAAAGUGAGCCCAGUCCAAAAGCCUUCAUGGCUGAUCAACAGCUUCCUUACUGGGUGCAGUGCACAAAGCCAGACUGUGGUAAAUGGCGUCAGCUGACAAAGGAAAUCCAGCUGACACCACAAAUAGCAAAAACUUACAGAUGUGGUAUGAAACUGAACAAUUCCACCAAGACGGAGGGCUCAGACCAGUGUUCCAUGCCUGAGGACUUGAGAGUGGCUGAAGUUUCAGACCAUUGGUGGUACUCCAUGCUCAUACUCCCUCCUUUGCUGAAAGACAGUGUGGCAGCUCCCUUUCUAGCUGCAUAUUAUCCAGACUGCGUGGGCAUGAGUCCAUCCUGUACCAGCACUAAUCGGUUACCUGGUGAAUCCAACCUUGUGAAGUUAGAGCACUUAAAGAGCGUGCCUAAUUUGACUGUUGCAGGCAUGAACAAGUAUUUCCAGCCAUUUUACCAGCCCAAUGAAUGUGGGAAAGCACUUUGUGUGAGGCCAGAUGUCAUGGAACUGGAUGAGCUCUAUGAGUUCCCAGAAUAUUCCCGAGACCCUACCAUGUACUUGGCUUUGAGAAACCUGAUUUUGGCUCUGUGGUACACAAACUGCAAGGAGGCUCUUACCCCUCAGAAAUGUAUCCAUCACAUCAUUGUUCGUGGGCUUGUGCGUAUUCGCUGUGUACAGGAAAUGGAGAGGAUACUUAAUUUUAUGACAAGGAAAGGGCUAAUUAAUACAGGGAUUUUAUCAGUCAGUCCUGACCACUAUCUUCUUCCUAAAGAAUACCACAAUAAAUCUGUCAUUAUUGUUGGGGCUGGUGCAGCAGGAUUGGCAGCAGCCCGACAACUGCACAACUUUGGAAUUAAGGUCAUUGUCUUAGAAGCUAAAGACAGAAUUGGUGGCCGAGUAUGGGACGAUACGACAUUCCAAGGAGUCACUGUUGGAAGAGGUGCACAAAUUGUCAAUGGAUGUGUCAACAACCCAAUGGCACUAAUGUGUGAGCAACUUGGCAUUAAAAUGCACAAACUAGGGGAGAAAUGUGACUUGAUCCAGGAAGGUGGAAGGAUAACAGAUCCCACUAUUGAUAAACGUAUGGACUUUCAUUUCAAUGCCAUCCUAGAUGUCGUCUCUGAGUGGAGAAAAGAUAAAACCCAACAUCAAGAUGUUCCUCUUGGUGAAAAAAUACAAGAGAUCUAUAAAGCCUUUAUUCAGGAAUCUGGUAUCCAGUUCAGUGAACUGGAAGAAAAAGUACUACAGUUCCAUCUCAGUAAUUUGGAGUAUGCCUGUGGCAGCAAUCUCUCUCAGGUAUCUGCACGCUCAUGGGACCACAAUGAAUUUUUUGCCCAAUUUGCUGGAGAUCACACUCUUCUAACUGUGGGAUAUUCUACUGUGAUUGACAAGUUGGCAGAAGGGCUGGACAUCCGGCUGAAUUUUCCAGUACAGAGUAUUGACUAUUCUGGUGAAGAAGUACAGGUCACUACUGUAGAUGGAACAGUGUGGACAACACAAAAGGUAUUAGUGACUGUACCACUGGCCCUUCUUCAGAAAAACGCUCUUCAGUUUAAUCCUCCACUGUCAGAAAAAAAAAUUAAAGCCAUUAAUAGUUUGGGAGCAGGAGUUAUUGAGAAGAUUGCCUUGCAGUUUCCUUAUAGAUUUUGGGACAGUAAAAUUCAAGGAGCUGAUUUUUUUGGUCAUGUUCCACCCAAUUCCAGCCAACGUGGGCUCUUUAGUGUUUUCUAUGACAUGGAUCCGGAGAGCAAACAAAGCAUUUUAAUGUCAGUGGUCACUGGGGAUGCUGUGGCAACCAUUAAUAAUUUAGAUGAUAAACAAGUAUUGCAACAGUGUAUGACUGUACUUCGAGAGCUGUUUAAGGAGCAGGAGGUUCCUGACCCAGUGAAGUUUUUUGUUACUCAAUGGAGCAAAGACCCUUGGCUCCAGAUGGCGUAUAGUUUUGUGAAAACUGGGGGCAGCGGUGAAGCGUAUGACAUUAUAGCUGAAGACAUACAAGGAAAAAUAUUUUUUGCCGGUGAGGCCACAAAUAGGCAUUUUCCUCAGACCGUUACAGGAGCUUACUUGAGUGGGGUUCGAGAAGCGAGCAAAAUAGCAGCAUUUUAA
Mesitornis unicolor (brown roatelo) is the source of this 2463-nucleotide messenger RNA. RefSeq names its product lysine (K)-specific demethylase 1B (gene KDM1B). The record is from RefSeq and is a predicted model, not a curated record. Bases 1 to 2463 code for a protein of 820 amino acids. Lineage: Eukaryota; Metazoa; Chordata; Aves; Mesitornithiformes; Mesitornithidae. Gene Ontology annotation, molecular function: oxidoreductase activity; zinc ion binding; protein binding. The transcript is spliced from 20 exons.